This is a messenger RNA of Oppia nitens, 1626 nucleotides long. RefSeq names its product cytochrome P450 3A11-like. The record is from RefSeq and is a predicted model, not a curated record. The transcript is spliced from 3 exons. Gene Ontology annotation, molecular function: monooxygenase activity; iron ion binding; heme binding. The annotation marks the transcript as partial. Lineage: Eukaryota; Metazoa; Arthropoda; Arachnida; Sarcoptiformes; Oppiidae.
UUAUUAUUAUCUACCACUACGAUAAUAUCAUAUUUAGUUUAUUUUUAUUUAAAAUGGAGUCGAGCUCUAAACUAUUGGAAAUCACAAAACAUUUCUGGACCCAAACCGUUACCGAUUUUCGGUAAUAUAUUAUCCCGAUUUUUACGGCCAAUGUCCACUGUUGAACUAGAAUGGUAUAAAAAAUAUGGACAAAUUUUUGGUGUCUAUACGGGCGACAAACCGGCCCUUUCGGUCGCCGAUCCGGAACUAAUCAAACAAAUACUGGUCAAAGAUUUUCAUUUGUUUCGCAAUCGCAGGGAUAACGGUUCCCGACAUCCGAUUAUUACGAAAAACUUGUUCGCCGCCCGGGAUGACCAUUGGAAACGUGUCCGGGCUAUAGCUUCACCAACGUUUUCGUCGGGAAAGAUGCGUAAAAUGUAUGCCUUAAUCAGGGAAUGUUGUCUGGAUUUUAUCAAACACAUCGACAACCAGUUGGUGGAUACUACCGGUGCCGUAGACAGCGGCAGUGGUGGUCAGGUAGAGCUGAAAAAACUAAUGGGCAACUAUACAAUGGAUGUAAUAGCCCGGUGCGCAUUCGCUACGAAAACCAAUACCUAUAGCCAACCGGACAAUGAGUUUACCACACGGGCAACAAAAGCAUUUACUACACCCAUUUGGCGUAUGCUAUUGUUAGGUGCAUUGCCCAGUCGACUGUUUCAAUUGACAGCCGCACGCAAACUGGUUAUCGGUGCGGAUCAUUCAAAAUUUUUCAUCGAUGUUUCACGCAAUCUGAUUAAUCAACGUAAAGCUAACCAACAACUAAAAUACAACGAUUUUCUACAGUUGCUUAUGGAUGUCGAACGGCCAGACAAUGCUAACGUAGAGAACCGGGAGGAGAUGAUCGGCACCGAUACCAGCGAAUCCCAUCACGUACUGGAAACUGGUCAGGACGAGCUCCGAGCUAAACGCCAGGCACUGGCCAAUGAUUUUAUGGGCGAAAAAAAGUUAACCGAAAACGAAAUCCUAGCCCAGUGUUUCGUAUUUUUUAUAGCCGGCUACGAGACAACAGCAUCGACACUGGCCUACUGUUUCUAUGAGCUGGCAUUGAAUCCCCAGCUACAGGACCGGCUAUACGAGGAGACUCAGCAAGUGUUUGACUCCGACGGUAACAUUGACUAUGAAGUACUAUCGCGCCUACCAUUUACCGAUUCAUUACUAUCGGAAACGUUGCGCCAUUAUCCGCCACUGUUACGACUGGAUCGGGAGGCUAUGGCCGAUGUUAGACUGGGAGGUACCGGUAGCCAUAACAGUAUAACAAUUGAAAAGGGUUUGGUAGCCGAAAUACCGGUCUAUGCUAUACAUCACGACCCCGGCUACUAUCCCGAUCCGUUUAGUUUCCAACCGGAUAGGUUUAUGCCAGAAAACCGUUCAAAGCUUAUACCCUAUACCUACUUACCGUUUGGUGCCGGUCCACGUAAUUGUGUUGGUAUGCGUUUUGCACUGUUGGAAGCUAAGCUAGCAUUGGCCCAACUGACCCGCAGGUUUAGGUUUAGUCGGGUUCCGGAUACUGAUGUACCGGUUGUAUUCAAUAGGGGUCGGUUCCUAUUGCAAACCAAUCGUCUGGUGGUCGGUAUAGAGAAGCGCUAA